Prunus armeniaca (apricot) is the source of this 273-nucleotide messenger RNA. The record is from the annotation of a GenBank genome assembly. NCBI's taxonomy places the organism in Eukaryota, Viridiplantae, Streptophyta, Magnoliopsida, Rosales, Rosaceae.
AUGCAGGGACGACUACUUGUAGUUAGAAACUUGGCAAUAAAGAAGCCAGAGCUGCUGUGGCGUCUUAUGACAACAGUCAAAUCUCCCAACCGGGCUGCUGUUCACGGACACAGGCUGCCUAUCCCUCGCGUCGUCGACGAGGAGGAAGUGGAGAAAGUGAUAGAGAGAGGGAAAGAGGAGAAAGAGAAGAAGAGGCAAGAGGUGGAGAAGGUUGUGGACUCUCAACUCAAGCGCUCUGAUAUUGACACCUGUCCUCCUGAAAGUGCUACUUAG